Messenger RNA from Protobothrops mucrosquamatus (brown spotted pit viper), 447 nucleotides. RefSeq names its product gastric inhibitory polypeptide (gene GIP). Bases 1 to 447 code for a protein of 148 amino acids. Lineage: Eukaryota; Metazoa; Chordata; Lepidosauria; Squamata; Viperidae. The record is from RefSeq and is a predicted model, not a curated record. Gene Ontology annotation, biological process: regulation of fatty acid biosynthetic process; regulation of insulin secretion; response to glucose. The transcript is spliced from 4 exons. Gene Ontology annotation, molecular function: hormone activity; glucagon receptor binding. Gene Ontology annotation, cellular component: extracellular region.
AUGGUAGCCUUCAAGGUUGUCUCUCUCCUUCUGAUCUCUCUCAGUUUUGUGCUGAUGGAAGAAAAUAGCAUCAGGGAAAAUCUAAGAAACUCCACAUUUCUGCAAAGGCGAUAUUCUGAGGGUACUUUGGCAAGUGAUUACAGUCGAACUUUGGACAACAUGCUGAAGAAGAAUUUUGUGGAGUGGCUCUUGAAUCAUAGGGAGAACAAGAAUGAAAACAAACUUGAACUAUCCAAGAGAAAAACUGAUAUCACAAUGUCAAAUGAAAGGAAUCAAGGCAAUGAAGCUGGAAGAACUCAGGAAGCAAAGGACUAUGUUGGAUGGCUUUUGCAAAUCAUUGGAAAGCAGAGACUUUCCUUUCUAAUGGAUUCAGAUGAAUGGAAGAACAACCAGAGGCAAGAAUUUUUGGCGUGGCUGAUUUUUGCUGACCUCUGUAAGCUAGUGUGA